AUGCUGCGCCAGGCUUCUUGGGCCCUGCAGCGCGCCUGCCGGCAGGGCCGUGUGGCUGCCGGGACCUGUUGGGCCGCGCCCCGCUCCUUCACCGAGGCUGCGGUGCAGAGCAGCGCUCCGGGGGACACCCAGGACGCCAUAGAGUUCAGGGAAUCGGUGCGGAGCUUCGCACAGGAGGUGAUCGCCCCUCAUGCAGCCGAGAUCGAUGCUAGCAACUCAUUCCCCAAGGGCGUGAACCUGUGGAAAGCGAUGGGCGACAUGGGCCUGCAUGGAAUCACGGUGCCCGUGGAGGAUGGCGGGCUGGGGCUGGGGUAUCUGUACCACUGCAUAGCCAUGGAGGAGCUGAGCCGCGCCUCUGGCGCGGUGGCGCUGUCCUACGGUGCGCACAGCAACCUGUGCAUCAACCAGCUGGUGCGCAACGCCUCCCCCGCCCAGAAGGCGCGGUAUCUGCCCGAUCUCAUCGCCGGCGACGCCAUCGGCUCGCUGGCGAUGUCGGAGCCCGGGGCGGGGUCGGAUGUGGUGUCCAUGCGCCUGCGCGCCGACCGCCAGCCCGACGGCGCCUUCUUGCUCAACGGCUCCAAGAUGUGGAUCACCAACGGCCCCUCCGCCUCCACGCUCAUCGUGUACGCCAAGACCGACGCCGAGGCGGGGCCCCAGGGCAUCACUGCCUUCAUCGUGGAGCGUGGCAUGCCCGGCUUCACCACCGCGCAGAAGCUGGACAAGCUGGGCAUGCGCGGGUCGGACACCUGCGAGCUCCUGUUUGAGAAUUGCCGGGUGCCUGCCGAGAACGUGAUGGGGGAGGUGAACAAGGGCGUGUACGUGCUGAUGAGCGGGCUGGAUCUGGAGCGCCUGGCAUGUAUGGACACCGUCCUGCCCUACGUCCGCGAAAGGAAGCAGUUUGGAAAGGCCAUCGGGGAGUUCCAGCUGAUCCAAGGCAAGCUGGCAGACAUGUACGCCACCUCCCGUGCCACCCGCGCCUUCAUCUACGCCACGGCGGCCGCCGCGGACGCGGGACACGUCAGCCGCAAGGACUGUGCGGCGGUGAUCCUGUAUGCCGCGGAGGCGGCCACGCGUAUGGCGCUGGAUGGCAUCCAGAUCCUGGGCGGGAACGGGUAUGUGAAUGAGUAUCCCACGGGGCGCCUGCUGCGGGACGCCAAGCUGUACGAGAUCGGGGCGGGGACCUCCGAGAUCCGGCGCAUGCUCAUCGGACGGGAGCUUUUCAAAGACGGCGCGUGA
Molecule: messenger RNA, 1236 nt
Organism: Auxenochlorella protothecoides
Lineage: Eukaryota; Viridiplantae; Chlorophyta; Trebouxiophyceae; Chlorellales; Chlorellaceae
Product: 2-methylacyl-CoA dehydrogenase, mitochondrial
Exons: 6
Coding region: 1-1236 (411 amino acids)
Biological process (GO): L-leucine catabolic process
Cellular component (GO): mitochondrion
Molecular function (GO): 3-methylbutanoyl-CoA dehydrogenase activity; flavin adenine dinucleotide binding
Source: RefSeq, a predicted model, not a curated record